Messenger RNA from Anopheles coustani, 2463 nucleotides. RefSeq names its product ATP-dependent RNA helicase SUV3 homolog, mitochondrial (gene Suv3). NCBI's taxonomy places the organism in Eukaryota, Metazoa, Arthropoda, Insecta, Diptera, Culicidae. Gene Ontology annotation, cellular component: mitochondrial degradosome. The coding region runs from base 87 to 2426 and encodes 779 amino acids. Gene Ontology annotation, biological process: RNA catabolic process; mitochondrial RNA 3'-end processing. The record is from RefSeq and is a predicted model, not a curated record. The transcript is spliced from 3 exons. Gene Ontology annotation, molecular function: ATP binding; RNA helicase activity; hydrolase activity, acting on acid anhydrides.
UUAUGAUAUUUUAGCCGGCUCGCUUCUUGGUUUGAAUUACACAAUCGCGAGUGGAAUAGAUCAUUAAUGCGCCAUACGGUUCUAAAAUGUUGAUAAACGGGCACCGACUGACGAGAUGCUGUCGAACGUUGUUGAAUUCUGUGCAGGUCGCACGCGGCACCAUCGGUGUCCAGAGGAUAUUGCUGCCGGGCGGUACAAAUGUGACGAUUCCGUGCCGGGGGAAGAAAGAUGAAACUCGCUUGUUUACCCCCAUUCCCAUCCGGCCAAACCCGGACGAUAUAAAUGUCGGGGCCGAACUCACGGGCACACUCGACAAGGCGGAAAUGUUGAAAGUGAUACUGAAGUUUAGCAAUCGUAAGGAAAUCAAAUUUCUCUGCCUCGAAAAUGGUAUCGACUCCAACCUACAACAGCAAGCCUUUGUAAGCUUUCGAAAGUACUGCCUCGAAACGGACGCCCUGCCGGCCGAUCUACACGUCGUGCUCAGCGACAUCCUCCAAGGUGCGGGCCAUGUGGAUGACAUAUUUCCGUACUUUCUGCGGCACGUUAAACAAAUCUUCCCCCACCUGGAGUGUAUGGAUGAUUUGAAGAAAAUCUCCGACCUCCGGCAGCCGGCCAAUUGGUACCCGAGCGCGCGGGGCAUGAACCGGAAGGUGAUAUUCCACUCCGGUCCGACCAACUCCGGCAAAACGUACCACGCCAUGGAGCGCUUCCUAACGGCCAAAUCGGGCGUUUACUGUGGCCCACUGAAGCUGCUUGCCAGCGAGGUGUACAACAAGAGCAACCAGCGGGGCACACCGUGCGAUCUGGUGACGGGCGAGGAGCGAAAGUUUGCCAACCCGGAGGGUAAACCGUCGGCACACGUGGCCUGUACGGUCGAGAUGACAUCCAUCAAUACGCCUUAUGAAGUUGCGGUCAUUGAUGAAAUUCAGCUGCUGAAAGACGUCGGACGCGGGUGGGCAUGGACACGGGCGUUUCUGGGGCUAAUGGCCGAGGAGAUACACGUCUGUGGCGAACCGGGAACGGUUGAUUUACUACAGAAGUUGUGCGAAACCACCCACGAAUCGCUGGAAGUGCGGAACUACAAGCGUCUCACGCCGCUCCAUAUUGAAGACCAGGCGCUGCAGUCGCUGGACAACGUCCUCCCCGGAGAUUGUAUCGUUUGCUUCAGUAAAAACGAUAUCUACGCCGUUUCGCGCGAAAUCGAGGCAAGGGGACGCGAGGUGGCCGUCAUCUACGGUGGCCUUCCACCCGGCACCAAGCUGGCCCAGGCGGCCAAGUUUAAUGAUCCGGACAAUAGCUGUAAGGUGCUGGUUGCGACCGAUGCGAUCGGCAUGGGGCUGAAUCUAAGCAUUCGACGGGUCAUCUUCUACUCGAUGAUUAAACCGACCAUGAACCAAAAGGGCGAGAAGGAGAUGGACACGAUCUCGGUAUCCGCGGCACUGCAGAUCGCUGGCCGUGCCGGCCGGUAUGGCAUGAAGUGGGAGGAAGGCUACGUGACGACGUUCAAGGCGGAGGAUUUGCCAACGUUGCGCAACAUUUUGGCGCAAACACCGGAACCACUCGCACAGGCCGGCCUGCAUCCAACCGCGGACAUGAUCGAGCUGUACGCGUACCAUCUACCGAACGCGACGCUGAGCAACCUGAUGGAAAUCUUCGUGUCGCUCAGCACCGUGGACGACUCGCUGUACUUCAUGUGCAAUACGGAGGACUUUAAGUUCCUGGCCGAGACGAUCCAGCACGUACCGCUGCCGCUGCGCGCGCGGUACAUUUUCUGCUGCGCUCCGAUCAACCGCAACAUGCCGUUCGUGUGCUCGAUGUUCCUCAAGUACGCACGGCGCUACAGCCGGAACGAGCCGGUCACGUUCGACUGGCUGUGCAAUCAGUGCGGCUGGCCGUUCCAGCUGCCCCGUACCAUCAUCGAUCUCGUACACCUCGAGGCGGUGUUCGACGUGCUCGAUCUGUACCUCUGGCUAAGCUACCGCUUUCCGGAUCUCUUCCCGGACGAGAAGCUGGUGCGGGACAUCCAGCGUGAACUGGACGACAUUAUCCAGCAGGGUGUGUUCCAGAUUACGAAGCUGUUGAAAAACUCCGAGACGGCCGUCUCGACCAACACCCCGGACGAGGACGCGUUCGUGAUGCGACAGAAGAAGAGCAAGUACUACCGGGAAGGAGGGACACCCGGAUCGGCCGGGGGUACAAGGGGUCGGUUAACCGAGCGGCUGUUGGCGCAGGGACUGCUGACACCGGCGAUGCUGCAGGAACUGAAGCACGAGUGGGAUCAGCAGGCGAAGCGGACAGGCCGGGGGUCGUCGACGGGUGGAAGCGCGGACGGUGAUGCAGGUGAUGAUCCGUUCGACGGAGGAAAGAAGGGACCCGGGCGACGGAAAGGUGCGCCCAGUAGUGGUGGAGGACGGAAGAUGAAAUGAAAAGAUAGAAGUAAUAAAGUUUCGUUGGAGAAAGUGU